Linum tenue is the source of this 3125-nucleotide messenger RNA. The record is from the annotation of a GenBank genome assembly. Lineage: Eukaryota; Viridiplantae; Streptophyta; Magnoliopsida; Malpighiales; Linaceae.
CCGCUCCCGGUUUCAAAUUCAUUCUUGCUUCCCUGCUGCCUACUUGCAUUUUCUUCGCUUUUGGUGUUCAUAGUUCGAAAAGCCAUGGCGUUCUUGGCGAUCGUCGUGACGGCUACCAAGGUCGCCGGCGUCCUCGCUAGCCUCACCGUCGCUUCGAACGCAAUCUCCUUCUGGCGUUUCCAGAGGAAGAGUCUCCGGUCAUUCGAUUCCCCUAUCGACGAGAGCUCCGACAUUCUGGCGUCCUUUAAUGUUGACGGAGGAGAAAAUGGAUUUUUCUUUGGAUUGGCAACCGCCCCGGCUCAUGUAGAAGACAAGCUUAACGACGCAUGGCUCCAGUUUGCAGAAGAGAAUCCUUCUGGCGACUCUGUAUCACAGGGAGGCACUCAAACUGCUGAUGCUAUACUUGGUUCUGCUGCUGGUGAUGGUGGGUCUCAGCAAGCUUCAGUUUCCACAGAAGAACUAGGUGAGACUGCUAAGAAGAAGCAGGCAAAGAAGAAGAAGAAGAAGACGCUUAAGGUAGCUAUGGAGGCUAUGAUCAGAGGUUUCGAGAAGUACACAGAUGAAGAAAAAGAAGAAGAAAAGGAAGAAGAAGUGUCUGUGCCAGAUGAAGAGUGCCACCACAAUGUAGCAGCUUGGCACAAUGUUCCCCAUCCAGAGGAGAGGCUGAGAUUUUGGUCUGAUCCUGAUACCGAACUGAAACUAGCUAAAGAUGCUGGUGUCACUAUGUUCAGAAUGGGAAUAGAUUGGACACGGAUUAUGCCUGAGGAGCCUGUCAAUGGAAUUAAGGAUGCUGUUAAUCUUGCAGCAUUGGAGAGGUAUAAGUGGAUCAUAACAAGGGUUCAUUCGUAUGGAAUGAAGGUGAUGUUGACUCUUUUCCACCAUUCGUUGCCACCUUGGGCUAGUGAGUAUGGUGGGUGGAAGCUGGAAAAGACUGUUGAUUAUUUUAUGGACUUCACCAGGGUUGUUGUUGAUGCGGUCUCAGAGCUAGUAGAUUACUGGAUCACGUUUAACGAGCCCCAUGUCUUUUGUAUGCUAACCUAUUGUGCUGGUGCAUGGCCUGGUGGUCAUCCUGAUAUGCUGGAAGUCGCAACUUCUGCUUUACCAACUGGAGUUUUCAACCAGGCGAUGCACUGGAUCUCUGUUGCACACUCCAAAGCCUACGAUUAUAUCCAUGAAAACUGCAGUUCGUUGAAUCCACCAGUUGGGGUGGCACAUCAUGUGUCUUUUAUGCGACCAUAUGGUCUCUUCGAUAUUGCUGCAGUGACAUUUGCAAAUUCCCUCACUAUAUUUCCGUAUAUUGAUAGAAUAGCAGACAAACUGGAUUACAUAGGCAUCAACUACUAUGGACAGGAAGUGGUUUCCGGUGUUGGGCUGAAGUUAGUAGAGACAGAUGAAUACAGUGAAUCAGGACGCGGGGUAUAUCCUGAUGGGUUGUUUCGUGUUCUGCUUCAGUUUCACGAGAGGUACAAACAUUUAGAGGUGCCGUUCAUUGUUACCGAGAAUGGAGUUGCUGAUCAAACUGAUAUCAUCCGUCGACCAUACUUGUUGGAGCACUUGCUGGCGGUCUAUGCAGCAAUGAUUCUGGUUUCACCUCUCUUCACUUAUUUGUUUGACAACCAUUGUCUAAAUAGGAUAAAUUAGUGCUAAUUUUGGUCCUUGGAACUUUGAUAUGUUUCUGAAACGAAGUUCAUAACUUUUCACAGACCGACUCUUUCUGUCAAAUUUGAGUGUUUUUAGAUGUGGGCUCCACUUAGCCUAGCAAGUCACUUUGACUGCGAAAGUGUAUGAAACAACCCCUCCUAGAGGCGUUUACUCAGGGGUAGUUCAAACAAAUUUGCAAUCAAAGUUUCUGACGGAGUCUCACAUCUAACAUCAAGUCAGUCAACCUUGACAGGAAAGUUUGGUCUGUAAAAGUUGUGAUGUUGAAGGGUUAGUUUCAUUAAAAAUAACAGGAUCAGAGGCUAGCUUGAGAAGAGUAUCAAAGUUCUGGCCCGAAAAUAGCAUGCCCUUGUCAAUAAUCGGUAGCUUUGACAUGGAUGAUAAACUUUGCAGGGAAUUCCUGUGCUUGGUUAUCUGUUCUGGACCAUAUCCGACAACUGGGAGUGGGCUGAUGGAUAUGGUCCCAAGUUUGGCCUUGUAGCAGUCGAUCGUGAGAAUAAUCUUGCUCGGAUUCCUCGUCCUUCUUACCAUCUAUUUUCCCAGGUAGUGAGAUCAGGUAAGAUCACGAGGGAGGACCGGGACCAAGCUUGGGAUGAUCUUCAACAUGCUGCUAAAGAGAAGAAAACCCGACCCUUUUACCGGGCUGUCGAUAAGCAUGGUCUGAUGUACGCAGGAGGCCUUGACGAGCCAAUCCAGCGCCAGUUUAUUGACAGAGAUUGGCGGUUUGGACACUACGAGAUGGAAGGUCUGCAAGACCCUUUCAGCCGCUUAUCGAGAUGCGUUCUUCGGCCCUUCACCAGGAGAAGGACGGGAAAGAAAAAGGAAUAUGAAGCUGAGUCUGAACAUGUUCUUCAGCCUCUUAGCUCCAGUGUUUGAUUCUCUAGCAUGAUUUUAUUCGUGCUAUUCGUAAAUUUGUCGAUAUAAUGCUCCGAUACCUAUUGGAUGAGAACAUUAUUCAACAACGCUGUACUAACUAUGGUAUUUUUGACUUUUUAUAUCAUAUAACUAUGCACAUAUACCCAGUUGUCUUUGUGGAAAGAUUGCUGACCAAUGCGUUGAAGAUUGGAAUGCAACGUGAGCAAUUAGACAGAGAGUUAAUGCCAACUAGCUCUGGAAGCCGGGGUUAAAGGCCUGUUUCCAGUUCCAGUGACAUUAAGGCUCAUUUUUCUACAGGUAAGAAGUGCGAUGGAAAUAUGAGUGGUUUCCUUUCUGGUCACUGGUCAGAGAUUUACAGAGUGAAGAUUUCUUUCUCGAAUCGUGAUAGAUUUACUGGUAGAACUGACCUGCAGGCGUGCAUCAUUAUAUGCUUCAAUGCAUCCGUAUCUAUUGCAGGUGUAACAUUUAUGGUCCCUCCAACUGUGCAACGUAAAAUGAGAUGUAUUGCGAAGAAUGAAUUUCGUCCAUUGUAAUUUACUCCCGGAUUGAUUGAUUGAUUGACAUGUAGUUGCGUUUUUAUUGCACUGUGG